This is a messenger RNA of Alligator sinensis (Chinese alligator), 2737 nucleotides long. Its product is annotated as anoctamin-7. Gene Ontology annotation, biological process: chloride transmembrane transport. Gene Ontology annotation, cellular component: plasma membrane. Gene Ontology annotation, molecular function: chloride channel activity; protein dimerization activity. The coding region runs from base 74 to 2737 and encodes 887 amino acids. Lineage: Eukaryota; Metazoa; Chordata; Crocodylia; Alligatoridae. The transcript is spliced from 24 exons. The record is from RefSeq and is a predicted model, not a curated record.
GCUGCGGAGCCUGCUCGGGUCCAGGCAAGGGCCGGCGCUGGGGGCCCGAUGCCUCGCCAGUGACUCCAGCGCCAUGACCCGCAAGAAGGCGGAGGAGCCGGACCCCAGCCUGCUGGGUGGCCUGGAGAGGAGCUGCUCCCGCCUGCUGGGUGGCUCCCCGGGUGCUCUCCAGAACGGGGGCCCCUACGCCAGCCUGGACGGAGACGAAGACGACGACGACGACGACGACCCCAUCUACAUCCAGGACACCGGCGGCUUUGCCCGGGGCAACUAUUUCCGAGAUGGAGCGACUAAGAUCGACUUCGUGCUGGUCUGGGAGGAGAAGCUGCGCCCCCCAAAGAAGAGGAAGGCCAAGCAGCCCCCAUGCGAGGGGCGGCCGCGGGAGCGCCACGAGCAAUGGAAGAGGAAGUUCCUGAAAAACCUGCGCGGCGCCGGGCUGCUCACGGAGAAGGAGGAGACGCUGAGUGAGCGCAAGACCAUCCACUACCUGAAGCUGAGCGCGCCCUGGGACGUGCUGGUGUACUACGCCGAGGAGCUGUGCUUGCGGGCCCCCCUCCAGGCCCAGCCCAACCCCGACUGCAACAGCUCAGACGAGGUUUUGCGCCGGCUGCGGGUCCCCAACCCCAUGUACCAGCGGGUGCCCAACAAGCCCUCGGACUUCUACCCCUGCGCCUUCCGCAAGUCCAAGCUGGACAGGUUCUUGGGCAGCGACUCCCGGGACACCUACUUCACCCACACCCAGAGGCACCGCAUUGUGUACGAGAUCCUGGCACGCACCGUCUACGGGAAACGGAAGCACGCUGAGGUCGGCAUCGAGCGGCUGCUGAACGAGGGCGUUUACACCGCGGCCUUCCCUCUGCACGAGGGCCCCUUCGAAAUGCCCGAGUAUGAGGUGCCGGGUGAGGAGCUGAACCCGCGCCAGGUCCUGUACCACUUCUGGGCUCAGUGGUGCUGCUGGUACCAGUACCAGCCCCUGGACCACAUCCGCGAGUACUUCGGGGAGAAGAUUGCCAUCUACUUCGCCUGGCUGGGCUUCUACACCGCCUGGCUGCUGCCUGCCGCCACCGUGGGCACCUUCGUCUUCCUAGCAGGCCUGGUCACCAUGGGAACCAACACGCCAGCGCAGGAGAUCUGUGAGAGCGGAGGCCAGUUCCUCAUGUGCCCGCUUUGCGACACGUGCCAGACCUGGAACAUCUCUGAGAUUUGCCCCAUGGCGAAGGUGGGCUACCUCUUUGACCACCCGGGGACUGUGUUCUUCAGCGUCUUCAUGUCCUUCUGGGCCGUGACCUUCCUGGAGUACUGGAAGCGGACGAACGCCACGCUGGCGCAUCACUGGGACUGCAUGGACUUCCAGGAGGAGGAGGAGCGGCCCAGGCCAGAGUUCGCUGCCAUGGCACCGCAGAUGGAGCAAAACCCCGUCACGGGCGUGAAGGAGCCCUACUUCCCGGAGCGCGCCCGGCUCUCCCGCAUCCUGACGGGCUCCAUGGCCAUCGUCAUCAUGCUCUGCGUGGUGAUGAUCUUCCUGGUUUCGGUGAUCAUGUACCGCGGCAUCGUCAGCAUGAUGAUGUACCACACGGGCAACACCAUCCUGAUGACCCAGGCCGGGAACAUAGCGAAUAUCAGCAGCACCAUGGUGAACCUCGUGCUCAUCCUCCUCAUGAGCCAAGUCUACACCUCCCUGGCGGAGAAGCUCACGCGGUGGGAGAUGCACCGGACCCAGACCCUGCAUGAAGAUGCCUUCACCUUCAAGGUCUUCAUCUUCCAGUUCGUCAACUUCUACUCCUCGCCCUUCUACGUGGCCUUCUUCAAAGGCAGGUUCGUGGGGUACCCCGGGCAGUACGGCAAGCUCCUUGGCAUGCGCAACGAGGACUGCGGCCCCGGCGGCUGCCUCAUCGAGCUGGCGCAGCAGCUCUUCAUCAUCAUGGUGGGCAAGCAGAUCGUCAGCAACAUCCAGGAGUUCCUCAUCCCCAAGCUGAAAGCCUGGAGGCAGAAGAGGAAGCUGGCCAGGGUUCGGGGCUCGCAGAUCAGCCAGGAGCCACGGCGCUGGGAGGAGGACUACGAGCUCAUUGAGUGCGAGGGGCUCUUUGAGGAGUACCUGGAGAUGGUGCUGCAGUUUGGGUUCAUCACCAUCUUCGUGGCCGCCUUCCCACUGGCCCCGCUCUUCGCGCUGCUCAACAACUGGGUGGAGAUCCGGCUGGACGCCCAGAAGUUCGUGUGCGAGUACCGGCGCCCCGUGGCCUACCGUGCCCAGGACAUCGGCGUCUGGUUCUUCAUCCUCGAGGUCCUGGCACAGAUCUCCGUCAUCAUCAACGCCUUCCUCAUCGCCUUCACCUCGGACUUCCUGCCCCGGCUGCUGUACCAGUAUGAGCACGACAGCCAGCUCCACGGCUACAUCAACUUCACCCUGGCUUAUGCCCCCCAGAGCUACGUCGCCAGCAAUCACACCCUGUGCCGGUACAAAGCUUUCCGCGACACCAGUGGGAACUACACCCUCUUCUACUGGAAGCUGCUGGCCAUCCGCCUGGGCUUCAUCAUCGCCUUCGAGCACGUGGUCUUCUUCUGCCUGCGCCUCAUCGACUGGUUGGUGCCCGACGUCCCCGAGUCGCUGGAAGUGAAGAUCAAGCGUGAGCGGUACCUGGCCAAGCAGGCGCUGGCCGACAACCACGACGUGCUGCUGACGGUGAGUCCCGACUCGCCCUCACCAGCAAGCAGCCUUUCACCCAGCAGCAUGACCUAG